Molecule: messenger RNA, 417 nt
Organism: Dibothriocephalus latus
Lineage: Eukaryota; Metazoa; Platyhelminthes; Cestoda; Diphyllobothriidea; Diphyllobothriidae
Source: the annotation of a GenBank genome assembly
UUGAUCAUUUUCAAGCCGGGAAUUCGACCAGAGGAGCAGAAGGGAGCACCGCUUUUACAGCUCCUCAAGGAUCCCUACAUUAUCGUUGCAGCCGGGUCACUGACCUUCGGCAAUAUGGGCAUUGCUGUGCUGGAACCGGCGCUGCCAAUGUGGAUGAAGAAACACAUGAAUUCGGACAACUGGGAACAGGGCAUUGCCUUUCUGCCCGCCAGCAUCUCCUACCUCAUCAGUACUAAUCUCUUCGGUCGGUUCGCCUAUAAAAUGGGCUACUGGUUGAGCGCCUUUCUGGGAAUGCUACUCUGCGGACUCUGCCUCAUUUGCGUGAGUCCGUUUGUCGACCUUAUUUUUAAGGUAAAUAUCCAAAAUGUUCAGCAAAAAUUGCUCCAUUCGCGAAGAGCAAGAUUUAAGGUAAAGUAA